This is a messenger RNA of Rhipicephalus microplus (southern cattle tick), 3448 nucleotides long. Its product is annotated as spermatogenesis-associated serine-rich protein 2. NCBI's taxonomy places the organism in Eukaryota, Metazoa, Arthropoda, Arachnida, Ixodida, Ixodidae. Gene Ontology annotation, molecular function: ubiquitin binding. Gene Ontology annotation, cellular component: cytoplasm. The record is from RefSeq and is a predicted model, not a curated record.
UGGCGACAAGUCGACUGUUCCGGUUCCGCCCAUCUGUCAGGGACGCCGUUCUCGGGCGAAGAACGGUCUGCAUGUAAUGGCGAGAAAACUAGGAGUGCGCUCUAUUUAUGACACUCACAACAAUGUUGCUCUGGCUGACGAUGAGCACCAUGGUCCAGAAGACCUCAAAGAGAAACUCAGCAAAGUAAGAGAGGUUGUUCCAAGUAUGAGCAAGGACCAGAUAGUCAUGGCUCUGAGGUGUUAUGACUAUGAUGUCAAUGCUACUAUUACUGCAAUCUCAGAAAAUGGACUCGAAGAAACCUUGCGCGAAUGGAGUUGUGCUGGAAACAAAGUCAAGAUGGCAAACAAGAUCAGGAAGAGGAAAAAGAAGACCAAGAAAGAACCAGCUCCUGACUUUGGAGAGAAUGUCGAGGCCAAUGCUGGAGGUGACUGCAAAAACAUAGCCUUGGGAAAACUAGACGAGGACAAAGAGCACUUGGAGGAGCAUGCUGCUUCUACCUCCCCUGAAGAUACAUUUAUGAGCUCUUACAAGCAUAAUGGUAGUGAUCCAGAGAAGUAUCCUGCGGUGUCUUAUGGCUGGGGUGAGGAUCCACUACCAGAAGAGCCCUCGCAGGAGGAUGACGAUAAACCAGAAGAUUUUGGCGAGUUUGAAACUAAAAGCAGCAAUAGACCAAUGCAUAACAGUGGCCGUUCCAAAAGUAGCCCGGAUAUCAAACGCACCGACGGUCAUGAAGCAAACUCUCUUCCUUCCAGUACUACCACCAUCCCAAAGAAGACGUGCCUUGAGAAAUCCUUGAAGGAUCUUUCUCGCCAGACUGUAGCACUCCAAAGGGUGCAAGUUCUUCUGGAAGAACAACUCACAAAAGCUGAAAAAGCAGUUAAAGCUGCUUUCUCGGAAGUCCAUAAAGUCUUGAAUGACCGUCAGGUUCUAGUAGAGGAGGAAUUGGAAAAAGUGAAAAAUGAUGCUCGUUUUGUAUUGGAGCAGCGGCAGAAGUUGGCUGCUGAGCUGAAGGAACGUAGUGAUACUGCACCCUCACUCUCUGAGCAGAGCUUGGCUGAACUGCGAGAUGACAUUAAGCAUUUUGUAGUCGAACGUAAAUAUGAUGAAGAGCUGAGCAAAACAGCAAGGUUUGUUUACACCAAAGAGAAGAUUGAAAAGGAAAUCAAGAAUUUUGGCCAAGUGGUUCAUGUGAGGGACCCAUAUACAUCUCGGAGACUGUCAUUGUCUUCAAUUGCAAGCUCCAACUUCCAUGAUUCUGGUUACCAUCAAUCAGUCACAUCCAGUCCAGUUUACAAGAGUCAGUAUUAUUCACAUGAUACCAUGAAAGAAGAGAACAGGGGAAGAAGGUUUGAGGGAGGUGGUGGCUAUAAUCGUGCCUCAGAUGGCCGUUCUCCGAAAGUGUACCCCAUUAGCUCUCAUGGCACAACACUGGCCAGUCACCUGGUGGCCCUCGUUCAGGCAACUACCCUCGUGGCGGCCGCGGUCGUCGUUCGGAUGACUCGCGCUAUGGAGGGCCAGACCGUGGCGGCAGCCGGGGUGGAUAUGGUGGUGGGGGCCGGCCCCGUCAUUACAACCAAGGUGGCACAGGUCGAGGCCGCCGCACUGGUGAGAUGGGCCGUCACACAGCCGACACAGGCCGCUACACAGCUGACACGGGCCGUCACACAGCUGGCGCGGGCCGCCACACAGCUGGUGCGGGCCGCCACACAGCUGGCUCGGGCCGCCACACAGCUGACGCAGGCCGCCACACAGCUGACGCAGGCCGCCACACAGCAGACGCGGGCUGCCACACAGUCGAGGUGGGCCAACCGACUGUUGAAUUGGGCCGCCACUCGUGGGAUAUGGGCAACACUACUACUGAUGAUUGUUCAUGGGAUGACUUUGAUCACUUUUAGGACAUUAGUCUUUUUCUUUUUUGUCCCCGGAGCACGGUUGUCCUAUUUCCCCACUCUGGAUGCCCCCAUCUUUUUCUUGAUUCUGUGGCAGCGCGGUAUUGUGUUCAGGCACCAGGAAGUGUACACGUGUGCCCCCACCCCCUCAUUCCUCCUGCCUUUUGUUUCUUCCAGCUCUUUUUUUUUUCCCCCACUAGCUGGGGCAUGGUUUUCUGGCUUGUGCCAAAUGACAAAAAGGCAUAACCUUAGUUUUUUUGUAGUGUGUGCCUUAGCACUGUGGGAACCUCAUCAAUGUGCUGUGAGGGCUUGAUGUGUGCUGGCAUUUUUGUGGUUCAUCAGCACCCAUGGCACAGUCUAAGUGGUUAAAUUUUUUUCCUAUCUCUUAGGAAAAGUAGGAGCUUUUUUUUUUUACUGUUUCUUCUCUUCCUCCUUCUUAUUCUUUCCCUCUCUUUUUUUUUUUAAGAAGUGCUGGUACAUCCCACCAAUCCUGCCCCAGGGCCCCACUGCAGAUUCUGACAGGGCUAUUAGAUGAAAGCAAUUUCCUUCACUUACAGAAGCUGAGCAAUAACCCUACCCCUACCUCCAUUCGCUCAUGUCCUACGCUGUGUGGCAGCAGGAACUUUAGUUGCUGUGUUCUCUGCAGAACUCUUUCCUGGUGGGUCAGCAUUUCAAGGGACUCUUUCUACACUUUGUUGUUUCACCUGUGUUCUUGUAUGCAUAGAUAAAGUUUUUGAGUUUGGUUACUGGCCUCUUUUUACUGUUAUUUAUGUAUAUAUAUAUAUAUAUAUACACACACACACACAUAUACACAUAGAUAUACAUAUAUUUUUUACUGUGUUCAUUAGUAGGCCUACAAGUCUUUCUUUGUUAGAAAUAUUUAAUUUCUCUGGCAUGUACAUCUGUAUAUACAUGAUUAUAUGAAGGUUGUGUACAUAACUAAAAUCGACUUGAAUUGUGUGCACGUUACAAAUGAAUGCUAACCCUUUAUACCCAACAUCUAAUCUGUUCAGGAUCUGUGCAGUUUACUGAACCUAAGCUAUAGCAAGAAUUAUGUUGGAUAUUUUGUAUAUUCAACAGUGUGUAGUGCAGACUAUAUAAUUAAUAAAAGUCGAGUAUGCUAACUGCUUUUAUGUUGCUUGUUUUAAUGAUGUCUUGAGCCACUGAACAGGACACUAGUUAUCAAUUUAUACACUAUGGAGUGCCUUUAGCAGCUUUCUUUUGUGUUAUGUACUUUACAUCUAUUCCUGGAUAUGGCUGUCGAUACUCAUCUAGGUUACAAAAAGGGCCAAACUGCCCUGUUUUUUUGUGUGUGUGUUGCAAACGUUUUGAGCAAGCAUUUCCACAUAUAUUUCCUGUGAAAGCACACUAUUGUCCAAGUUCUAUUUAAUACUUUUACCUAGAGUGUUGUGUGUCUGUAUAUUGACUUGGAAGCAGUCUCUUCCUUGUGAGCACUUUUGUUCAUGCAAUGCAAGGCAGUUAACCCUGGCCAGCAAAGUAAAGUGUUGCAUUUUGGUACUAUGUCCACUGAACAAAUAAAAGUUGCUUGGUGCCUGUG